CGCGAGCGCGGAGCCGUUACAGAGACACGACUUAAACGGCUGGAAAUCAACUUUAGACCAGUUUGGGUCGUUUCGGACCUGCUUCCCUUCGCCGGUUCAUCCAAAACAGGACAGGCUCGUCGCGUCAGCGCGAUAAAGGCCGGUCAUGACGACCUUUCAUCGCCGGACUGUGUUUGCGCUCCUUUAGCUGAGCUCAUUUGCAUCAGCGCCACUGCGGACUGCGCCGCUUCACGUGCUCUCUCUCCCCCUCGCGCGAGCGCGCGCGCACCCGCCUCCCCGCAGCCACGCGCUGCUCGUUCCGGUUGUGCUGCGCGAGGAGGGAGAUCCUCCUCCACUUCUGCUCCUCCGGCCGCGGCGCUUCUGGGGAUUUCCUCGCUUCAGCUUCUGCUUCAGCCUCAGCAGCAGCGAGAGGAGCUCAGCCUGAACAGAGAGAGAGAGAGAGAGAGAGAGAGAGAGAGAGAGAGAAAGAGAGAGAGAGAGAGAGAGAGAGAGAGAGACAGAGAGAGAGAGAGAGAGAGAGACAGAGAGAGAGAGACAGAGAGAGAGACAGAGAGAGAGAGAGAGAGAGAGACUGCAGUGAACCUCCAUCCCUCCACCCAUGCUCCUCUCAGCGGAUUAGCAGCAUGACUUCGGUGUGGAAGAGGCUGCAGAGGGUCGGGAAGAAAGCCACCCGAUUCCAGUUCGUGGCCUCCUAUCAGGAACUCACCCUCGAGUGCACUAAGAAAUGGCAGCCGGACAAGCUGAGAGUGGUGUGGACGAGGAGGAACAGACGCAUCUGCUCAAAGCUGCACGGUUGGCAGCCAGGCAUUAAAAACCCCUACAGAGGGAUGGUGGUGUGGCCAGUGCCCGAAAAUGUGGACAUCACAGUUACACUGUUCAAGGAUCCUCAUGCGGAGGAGUUUGAGGACAAAGACUGGACAUUCAUCAUUGAAAAUGAGACGGCGAAGGGUCACCGGAAGGUUCUGGCAUCCGUGGAUGUGAACCUGAAGAAGUUUGCGAGUGCGACGGUGACGCAGACGGACCUGAGCCUGCGGAUGAAGCCGCUGUCGGUGAAGGUCGUGGAGGCCACGCUCAAGCUGUCUCUGUCCUGCGUCUUCCUCAAAGAGGGGAAAGCAACUGAUGAGGACAUGCAGAGUGUGGCGAGUCUGAUGAGCGUGAAGCCACUGGACAUCGGGAACCUGGACGAUUUUAACGAGAGCGAUGAGGAGGAGGAUAAACGGUCCAGCACUGGAGCCUCAAUCAGCGCCGCUCCCUCAGCUCCUGAGCGGUCAGCGUGCAGCAUGGAAAAAAGACCGUCAGUAAAGAGUUCACCUGCUUUAGGCAGAGUUUUUGACCCGCCCCUUCAGACUCGUCCUCCUUUACCUCCUCCACCCAGUCCAUCCCUCCGUCCAGCACCCUCUCCCACCACCCGCUCUAAACCCCCCCGCCCUCCAGCCCCACAGGGGGCACCCUCGCCCUCUCGCUCAACACUCGCCAGUCCUUCAGCCCCACAGGGGGCACCCUUACCCACCUGCUGUACACCCAUCAGUCCUCCAGUCCCCCAGGGGGUACCAUCACCCUCCCACUCCACGCUCACCAGUCCUCCAGACCUGCAGGAGGCGUCCUCACCCUUCUGCUCCACACUCACCACUCCUCCAGCCCCACAAGGGGCACCCUCACCCUCUUGCUCUACACCCAUCAGUCCUCCAGCCCCCCAGGGGGCACCCUCGCCCCCCUGCUCCACACUAACCAGUCCUCCAGACCUGCAGGAGGCAUCCUCAUCCUCCCACUCCACACUGACCAGUCCUUCAGCCCCCCAGGGGGUACCCUCGUCCUCCUGCUCCACACUCGCCAGUCCUCCAGCCCCAGAGGAGGUGUUCUCACCCUCCCACCCUACACCCACGAGUACUCCAGUCCCACAGGGGGCACCCUUCCCCUUAUAUUCCACACAUACCAAUCCUCUAGACCUCCAGGGUGCACCCUUCCUCUCCCGUUAUACACCCAGCAAUUCUCGGGCCCUGCAGGGGGCGCCCUCCCCUUUGUGUUCCACACUUACAAACCCUCUAGACUUGCACAGGGCGUCUAACGCUUCCUGCUACAAACCUCCACAUCCUCCAGCCCUGCAGGGGGAGCCACUGAGCCCCCAACUACCCAGCCCUCCCCCAGCACUGCCCAGAAUAUUCCAACCCUCACCUGGCUCAGUUCCCGUCUCUUUCCAGCGGAGGUUUUCUGGACCCGACGCUCCGGACACUCCGGUGACCUCUAACCUCCCGCUGCUGCAGCGCUCCGAGUCCGCUCCCUCUAAACCCGCCGCCCCUGUCCUCCCUCACUCCGCCCGCUCCGACUCACUGAAAGAUGUCUCUGCUGUUCCUCGUGUCAGUGUCUUUAAGCCCAAGAUUGUUCAGGACUGUGUCUCUCCCUCUCCUGUUCCUUUCUACGAGCCUAGCUCACUCUCUCCCUCCAACACGUUAAAGCGCCCGUCUGCCCCGGUCUCAGUGUCCCUUCAGCAGAGUGACCACAGCCCCCCUGCUAACCAUGCCUCCUCCCGCCCUGCCCUUGGUGACCUUGUGACCCCUGUGCCUUUGCUAAUUAGCCCUGAUCUGGAAGCUCUGUCUGACCCACCCCAUCUCACUCAGGCUCCGCCCCCUGUCCCCCUACCCUUCCCUUCUCCUGUUCCUGUUUCGUCGCCCCCAAUUCAGCCCCAGACCGCUUCCCUGCCCCAGCCCGCCAGAGCCUGUGCUGUAAAAGCUGCUCCAGCGCCCCCUGCUGUUCAUUCUGCUGUGUCUGCUCUGUCCAGCCCUGCACUGUUUCCGUCAGUGCUGACAGAGCUGCAGAGGGAGCUGAACACUCUGACUGAGGAGGACAGCACUAAUCCCUUCCUGAAGGAUUUAAAGACCCCAGAGCCUGUUCCUGAGGUAAAGAGCUCUGAGGCCUGCCAGCCUUUGACCCUGAGCCAGGCCGGGGGGCAGCAACGCCCCCUUCGGGCUGCUGGCAGCAUCAGCAUCGCUGGAUCUCCAUCACGGCUCGGUGGAGGAGAGAUUGUGGACGUGCACAGCACUGCGGGAGGAUCACGACCGCUCUCUCUGUCCUUCAGUCUGCAUCCGGAGAGCAGAGCGGCUGCUGUUUCUCCUGGAUUGAACGCAAAAUUCCUGACCCUUCCUCCUCCUCCAUGGCCUUUUUCUCUGACGGCCUCAGACGUGUGCGAGAAACAAAUAGAGGAGGUCUUUAAGUCUCCGUCCUUCAGCUCCACAGAGAUGCGUCCACUCAGACCUGGGGCAGGAAAGCCGCCGCUGGCUGAAGAAGAGCCAGAUUUUAAGGAGGACUGGAUUUAUACAGUGGUCAAAAGAUCUAAGGCCACACCAGAAGAGCUCCAGCUUACUCCACAUCAACCUCCAGCGUCUAAACCUGAGGAGGAGGCCAUGGCUGAAGAAGAAUCUGCCCUCAAAACUCCUCUUAUUUCAGAGGAACCUUCACCAUCUGAGGCCUUCGCUGCUGCUGUGCUGUCUGAAGCUCAGACUGGUUUUCAGGAGGGAGACUCUGAGGAAGAGUUUAUUCCUUCCAGCCUUAAUGAAGUUAAACUCUUUAUAGAAGAGCACGGUCGUUUAUCAGAUCAGCCUCGGCCUGAAACGCAGAGACUGGGAGAGGAAGCGGAGUCUCAGAGCGCUGAGUCGGCCGUUAUCUCUGUAGAUGUGAACAGGUCAGAUGAGGAGAAGGUUCUGAUUAGAAUCGCAGCCGCUCCUGCAGAGGAGGCCGUCUCACUGGUAGUCAGCCACAUUGAGGAGAAAAGUGUGAGAAAAGAGGAGAAAAGAUCUCCGCAGGCUGGUCCACCUGACGCUAAGGAUAAGAGGCAGGCUGCUGUACCUGAGGACAGCUUGAAUCAGAUUCCCCUGAAUUUGGAUCUGAAGCCUCUUUCGAAACCAGCCCAUCCCAACACUGACAGAAACACAGACACGGACACUCCCCCCACCCCUCCCCAACCCCAAAUAAACCCAUCAGCACAGACUCUGCUGGACUCGCUCCAACCUGGGCUCACUCCGGAGAGCUCAGGACCUCCCGAGGAACCAUCGGCUCAGAAGGAGGAUCCCAUCUGGGCCUCUUUAGAGCAGAAGGUGAAGGAACAGAAGGAGGACGGAGACGCCGGAGAAGAAACGUCCAGCGAUAAAACAACAAACAAGCUGGAAAACGAGGACAGUGAGUCCAGAUUUCUGCUCAAAGUGGAUGCUGGUGGAGAUAAAGUCAGAGCAGAAGACGUGAAGAAGCCUGACCUGAGUGAACCAGACACCUCCAAACACAUUAAAGCACAACCAAAAAGCGGUAUUGUGAAAGAGGUGGAAGAUAAAAGCGAUAUUCCAUCCGUGUUACAGUCUACAUCUCCUUCUCCACCCACCAGGACCUCACUGCACCUAGAGAACCUUUCUCCUGUUAGUAACAUGGCACCAAAUGAAGAUCCAGAUAGAGCAGAUCUGAAGACGAAGGCCAUUCCUGAAGCGGAGAGUCCACUCUGGGCCAGUUUGGAGAAGAAAGUUAAGGAGAAAGAGGACGAGGAGUUACGCUCAGGCAAACUGGAAGCUCCUCAGGCUCUUCUAGAUAACGGCCGUUUUGCAGAGGAAUUAGAAGCUGAAGCCUGUCUGGUGGAGCCAGAGAACUUUACUUUGUACCAGUCUGAAGAUAUCAGUGCCGUAAGCUCCUGCGUGGGGUGUAGGAAGACGUUUGGAGAUCAGGUAGAACAUCCUGCUUUGGAAAACCUCAGUUGUGACUUUGAUGCUGCUCAGAUUGAACGUCCUGCUGAUUCAGACCAACAAGAAGACGGAGAAACAUCAGCUUCAGAGAGAAAGACUGAAAUUUCGCUCAAGCUGGAUUCUUUCAAUGUGGAUCAUGGCGUUCUGGCUGACCAGGAGGAGGUUUCUCCCGGCCUGAUGAGGGGGAUAUUUGGUGUUCUGUACCGAGGUUAUGAGACAGUGGCCUCCAUUCUGAUCCAGUCAAGCCCUGCAGAAACCCCCACCAAGCCUGACGAUAGAGAAGCUGGAGACCAGGAAGGCCCUGAGAUCGAAAUCCGUCCACCUGAACCAUUCUGUGAAACUGCAUUUACAAACCUGCCUGAAGCUGCUAAAGACAAUAAAAAUCCAAUUUUGGGUGAGGAAAUCAAGACGACACCUCUAGCAGAGCCUAAAGGAAAGACCCUGGUGGAGUGUUUGAGGCUGGCUGCCUCAGAGGUUGAGAGAGGAAGAGGACUUUCUGAACCAGAACCUGAAACGAGCAUCAUUAAAACAUCAGUGUGUGUAGAGAAGAUGACAGAGGAGCCACCAAUGCUAGAAAGUAAAAUCAGGAGAGAUGAACCAGAGCCUGAAACAGGCACCAGUGUGAGAUCAGCACAUGAAGAAAAGAUGGAGGAACCACCAACAGUUGAAAGCCAACUUAAGAAAGAUGAAACAAAGCCUGAAGUAAAUGAACGUGCAGUAUUGAAUGUUGAGAAGAUCACAGAACCAACAACGACUCCAGAAAUUCAUAAAAGCAUAAACAUCAAGGAUGCACCUGCGAUGUCCUCCACGGAAGAGUUCCCUCUUUUGAAGGAAGUGGAUUUUGAUAUGAUUGCAAGUGAAGAGUGCUUAGAAAAAGCUAAUGAAGAUGAAUCUGGGAGUAAAGGUGAUGGCCUAGAGAAGAAGGAAACUCUUCUGAGGCCUGUGUUCCUGUCUGAAGCUUUGGAUGAUGAAGUGGAGUUUGAGUCGGGUCAGGAGGAUAUGGGCACAGUGUGGCUGGCUGAGCUUUAUAUGGAUGAAGGCCCAAAGGAAUCACAGCUGAUAGAACUGGACCGUUCUCCUGUCCUGCCAGCUGCAUUGGUCAGUACAAAGCUUGCAGUAAUAUCAGAAGAAUCUCCAGCAGAGGAGCCUAUUUCCCCACAUGCUGCAAAUGUUCCAUCCUUUCAAAGUGAAAAGGAUGAGAGAACCCAUCCAAUGCCUUUACAGGAAGUUGGCCCUCAUGCCUUGAAGCCUGUCUCACCUGGCAACACUCCAGUUCCUCUACAGCACAAUAAAAAAAGAGAUAUUGCCACACCGGCUGUCAAGGAGGAAAGCAAAAGUAAGGAUGAGGAUAACCUGAGGCAAUCAAGCGUCUCCUCACCAUCUGAGGGCGCUGUUGAAGUUAGCGUAGGUGUCACUGACAGAGGCACAGAAGAAGAGAAGAAAGAGAGUUCCCUGAUUGAGGCCACAGCUGCAGUUUCCUCGGAAAGCACUUCAGCUGAAGAACAGCCAGAAGGUGUGAAAGUGGAGAAGGAGGUUGGCUCAGGAAAGGAUGUCUCGCCAAGAAGCUCCGUGGUGCCAUGGCCUCUGCCAUCACCCACGGUUGAGAAACCUCCAGAGCCUUUAGAAGAACCUACCAAAGAGCCCAUUGAUUUUUCAGAGGAGAAAAUUCUGCUGGAGAAGAUUCGUCAAAUGGCAGAGGACACUGAAGACACUGAGAAAAAGAAUGUUCCUGUUCCGGUUCCUCGUACCAGGAGGCGUCUCAUUCCCUCAGAGUCUGACUUUGAACUCCCCCCAACUCCACCCCUUCAACUCAAGGCAGACACCAUCACAUGGUACGAUCUCUCGGUGGACCAGAAUAAGCUUCCUGCUGCUGAAGUCACUGACCUACCAGCAUCGGUGACCUCUGUGGAAGCUGGUGUAGAUGUUGCCAAGUUGAACACAAAUGAAAAGAGGCAGUUUGAAAGCCUGUCUGAGAAUGUUCCAGUGACUAUGGAGUCAUCGGACAAGAAUGUCUUGUGGGCCACAGUAUCAGGGGGUGACCAAGGGAAGGUCCUGGUGUCAGGAGCUGAUGAUGAGAUUUCAGAAAGUUCAAAACAGUCAAAAGAAAAUGUCCCCGUGCAUGCUAAUUCAGUAGCACCUGAAAUUGGCCUUCCACCUCUGACUGUUCCUGCCAACCAGACAGAGGAAAGAACGAGCAGAGCUAGACCAGAGGAGCUUGAUUUGAAGGUGAAAAAUAAAGAGGUUCAAAUAGAAACGCUGACAGCUUCCUCAGAUCUGGAUGAUUUAUCUAAAAUGCCACCAAAGGAUUCCUCUGGAUCACCUGUCUCAGGAACCACUGAAGCUGCAUCUGCUGGACACGCUGAGGGUCAGCGUUCCACAGAGAACCUGCUGCUCCAGACUGACCUGACUGCAGAAACAUCACCAGCUGUUCUGCCCCCCAAACGCAGCAAGAAGAAAACAGUCCCACCACCGGUGAGCCUGGAGGAGGUAAAGCCAGUAGAAUCAGGAGGAGACACACCUGAGCAGGAGAGAUCCUCUCCUCUCCCCAGUCCUGGUCUGGUGACCUCCAGCCAGUCUCUGCUGCAGUGGUGUCAGGAGAUCACUAAGAACUACAAAGGUGUGAAGGUCACUAACUUCAACACUUCCUGGAGGAACGGCCUGGCGUUCUGCGCCAUCCUGCACCACUUCCACCCGGACAAGAUUGAGUUUGAUGCGCUGCAGCCUCAUGACAUUAAGUUCAAUAAUAAGAAAGCGUUUGAUGAGUUUGCUGCUCUCGGUAUCUCUCGUCUGCUGGAGCCGUCUGACAUGGUCCUGCUGUCCGUUCCUGACCGGCUGAUCGUGAUGACGUACCUGAGCCAGAUCCGGACGCACUUCACUGGUCAGGAGCUCAGUGUGCUGCAGAUUGAGCACAACAGCAGCCAGACCAGUUACGGCGUGGCGGAGCCCACCGGCGGUCCAGACGUGGAUGCAGCCGCCCGAUUCUGUGCCCAGCGGCUGCAGGCCGGAGCUCUGUCGGGGGAGACCAAUGGAACGCACGCGCAGGGGGAGAACGGAAAACCGAACGGCGGCCUGGUGCCCCCACCCAGGGCCAAACGGGCGGGCUGGAUGGAGGAGAAGAGGCCGGAGGCGGGGCAGACGCCUGUGGCUCCGCCCAGGCCAAACGCGUCCAAGCUGAACGUGGGGCAGGUGAGGGACGUGGAUCUGCUGAGGAAACACAGAGCACAGAGUAAAGGAGAGUCAGGGGAGGAGCCUGACCAUCAGGAGCAGCACAGCGAGCAGGUUAAAGCUGAGGAGUCUGGUGCCCCUGCAGGUCAAUCAGAGGUCUGUGAGAUGGACAGUGGGUCCCGGCCGGCGGAGGAGGACGGUAUGCGUCUGCAGGACACCAGUCAGUAUGUUCUGAGUGAGCUUCAGGCUCUGGAGACAGAACAGAAACACAUCGACAGCAGAGCCGCCGUGGUGGAGCGCAGGCUGAGACGACUGAUGGAGACAGGCAGCGAUAAAGAUGAGGAGGAGAAGCUGAUCCAGGAGUGGUUCACUCUGGUCAAUAAGAAGAAUGCCUUGAUCCGGAGGCAGGACCAUCUGGAGCUUCUGCAGGAGGAGCAGGAUCUAGAGAGGAGAUUCGAGCUGCUGACCAGAGAGCUGAGGGCCAUGAUGGCUGUUGAAGAGUGGAAGAAGAGUCAGGCUCAGCAGCUCCGUGAGCAGCUCCUCCUGCAGGAGUUGGUCAGUCUGGUCAAUCAGAGGGACGAGCUGGUCAGGGAUAUGGAUGCCAAAGAGAGAGGCGCGGUGGAGGAGGAUGCGCGGUUGGAACGUGGUCUGGAGCUCCGUCGCAGGAAAUACAGCACCAGCAAGGACAAGUGUGUGCUGCAGUAAGGAGCUGCAGGGCAUUCUGGGAUACACGCUGGAGGACCUGGUCAGGACCCAGUCACUAAUACAGCACCGGACACCACAGUGCCUUCGGCCCGCUCUCAGAGAGAAA
Pygocentrus nattereri (red-bellied piranha) is the source of this 8694-nucleotide messenger RNA. It is a transcript of the gene ehbp1l1b, whose product is annotated as EH domain binding protein 1-like 1b. Lineage: Eukaryota; Metazoa; Chordata; Actinopteri; Characiformes; Serrasalmidae. The record is from RefSeq and is a predicted model, not a curated record. The transcript is spliced from 30 exons. Gene Ontology annotation, molecular function: protein binding. The coding region runs from base 624 to 8588 and encodes 2654 amino acids.